This is a messenger RNA of Scylla paramamosain (green mud crab), 6212 nucleotides long. RefSeq names its product tudor domain-containing protein 7-like. The coding region runs from base 1072 to 4392 and encodes 1106 amino acids. NCBI's taxonomy places the organism in Eukaryota, Metazoa, Arthropoda, Malacostraca, Decapoda, Portunidae. The transcript has 23 exons. The record is from RefSeq and is a predicted model, not a curated record.
AUCCACCCACCUACACCACUUACAGGCCCACCUGCUCAUUCAUCCACCCGUUUCCUAUCCACUAACCCACCCACCUACGUUCACUCAUCCAUCAUAUCACCCACACUCACCAAACCAUCCACCUACCAACCCAUCCACAACCACAUUCUUACACUAGUCCGUCCACUCAUCCAUCCACUGACUUCCCAACCUACUCACCCAUUAAUAUUCAUCCACCCAACCACUUAAUCAUCCAUCCACUCAUCUACUUACCUACACCAAACCCAUCAUCUAGAUAUCAUCCAUCCUAUCACCCACACCCUCCACAAUCCACCGACUACUACUACUACUUCUUAUGUGUGUGUGAGUGUGGGUGUGGGUGUGUGUGUGUGGGGAGCCUUGUCUGGGCCGCACCGUGUGGGAUUACUACUACUACUACUACAGGUGACCUGCUGCCCCUCCUUCCCUGGAUGUGGCUGUAGAACAAGCAAAGGUGUUUCAGAGUGAUUGGUAAUUAAGGAAAGGUGUACCAAGUGGCAGUCAAACGGUUAAACCCCAAUUAUACAACUUUGUGACUCCGUCUCUGAUCGGCGCCACACACACACACAGUGCAGUGAAGCGGGCGGGAGUGCAUUGUUUUGGUGCACACACACACACACACUGGGCAGUGAAGCGGGUGGGAGUGCAGUGUCAACACCACCACAUCACCCACACCACACCACCGGUACCCUUGGUGCCCCACCCCGCUCCGUUGAGCCCAGCCAAGACCAGCCCCGCCCCGGCGCUGCUUAGGAUGAAGAUGGUUUACCUGCAAGAGAAAACCACCCAACCCUUGUAAUUACAAUUGAAAGAUUGUAAUUAACACAGUGCUGUGGGCUGGUCGGCUGCCAAAGACUGAAUGUAGGAUUAAGUUCAUUACGAAUUAUUUUAAGUUUAGAUUUUACUCGAACUAAAAAAAAUAAAAAUAAAUAAAAAAAAGUGACUGAGUGCACGAUGAAGUAAGCACACAUGCCAAGAAGCAGACCCCAGGCAAUGGUGUAGGUGAGCCAGGUAAGGUGUGGAACAGGAACGAGUAGAGGGAAUACCUUGAGCAUGGCAGAGUUCAAGACAGACGAGGGGAAGCUGCAGGAGGUGAGCUCCAUCCUGAAGGCUGUCCUCACUUCCUUCGGGGGAGAGCUGCCCAUGAGCCAGAUUGACAGUGAGUACAGGACAGUGGUGGGAAGCAGCAUCCCUUACAAGGAGCUCAAGCAUGGGACACUUGCCAGCUUCCUGCAGUCCAUCCCAAGUAUUUUGAAGCUACAAAAUCGAGGUGGACAGCUGGUGGUGACGGUGGUGAAUGACGAGAACAUCAACUUGAUUCUACAGCAAGUGAAGCAGCAAAACAACUCCAAAUGUAACAAGUCAGUCCAGAAGAAGAAGAGGUACACAGAAUACACCACACGACAGCUCCACGCCAACCCCAAUCCCCGGAUACCUUCCAUGCUCAACACACGCUGGCAGAAUAACGCCAACUGGCAGCAGCAGCAGCACAGCGCCCCCUGGCAAGCCCCAACCAUUCCCACUCGGCCAAAGUUCCAUAGCCGGGGGAACUCACACCUCCAAUGGCGUUCGCAGUGCCUCCAACAGCCACCUCCAGGCUUCCAGAGCAGUCCCCAACAGCCAUCUCCAGGCUUCCAGAGCAGCCUGCAACAGCCACUUCCAGGCAACAAGGCUAACUCCGCCAUUCGCACUGUCACCUUCCAGCUUCCCACCACUCAGGUUGCCACCAAGGACCUCAAGUCAGGAACCUCUUUGCAGGAUGAGAGCCAGAAGACCAAAGCUCCAGCAGCUGAGAAGACUCCUUCUAAAAAGACGGUCAAACAGCAGCUGAUAGAGGCCGUCAGGGAGCUGGAGGCUGAGCUGGGGAAGACAGGAGAGGAUGGGAUACAGCUUCAGUUUCGGACUGUCCCAUGUGGCAAGAGGAAGGAGUGGUGCACUGUGAUCAUGAUUGGAGAGAUGCAAGUGAGCAGCUACCCUGACUUGAUGAGCACCCAGGAGGAAGCUGAGGAGGCGGCAUCUAAGAAGGCCCUGGAGGUCUUCCCACAACUGGCCAAGAAGAAACAGGUGGCACAGCUUCCCACCACUGGUGACAACACCACCUCUGUGUCCCGAGUCAAGCAGCUUCUGAAGGAGAGGUCGCCCAACAAGCCGUUCUGGUGGGAGCCGCUGCGGGACAUGUACUGUGAGGUGUACAAGGAGAAGCUGCCGAAUGACUGGGUGACCAAACUCAAGGACUCCACCAACAUUGGCCUGGUGUUUGAUAAUCCCUGCACCGACAAGUGGACUGUUGCACUAGCAGAGGAGAGCACAGCAUCCCGCAGCCAAACUCCUCAAAACACCACCAAGCCCCAGGACACUCCCACACCCCAGCAGCCGUCUCGUGGUUCAUCCCCAAGCCCACCAAAUGAAAAGACAGAGGAUGGUGACAACACUCAGCCACCAAAGAAGCUGCAGCUGCCGUCAAUCAGCCUGCCCACCACACCCACCUGGGAUGUCUUCGUCACCUGUGUGGAGGACAGCAAUACUGUCAAGCUGCUAUUAGUCGGGGAACAUUAUAGUGGCAUGCUGAGUGAGCUGCAGACAGAGAUGGAGCUGCACUACAUGGAGGACAAGAACUUGAAGCCAGUGAAGGAGCCAGUGGUGGGAGAGAUCUAUGUUGCCAGUCACGAGGAAUCCUGGCACCGAGUGGAGCUGCUGGAGGUCAUGGGUGAUCAAGUUAAAGUGAAAUUUGUGGAUCACGGCGAUGCUGAAGACAUUCCUCUGUCGGACUUGCACUACCUUGAGGCAAAGUUUUUCUCCCUCCCACCACAGGCCCUGCAGUGCUGCCUGGCUGGCCUUGAGGACGCCCCAAAGGAGGCUGCCUUCCAAGCCCUCGUGGAGACUCUCCCCAUGGGCAAGACACUGGUGGCCCGUGUCACUCGCCGCCAGGAGCCAUACGCCAUCGUGCUGUUUGACACAUCCACCAGUGAGGACAUCAACCUCAAUGACAAGGUGUUUGAGUCCCUUGCCCAACACCUGGUGGAGCCAUCACUGCCUCCCGUUGGAGGGCUGGUCGAGGUGUACCUGACGCAUGCUUCAUCCAAAGGAACCCUGUAUGUUCAAGUUGAAUCAAAAACUUAUAAGAUAUUGGAGGACAUGCUCAAGAUUGCUAAGAGACGCACUGAGGAGAUGCUCGGAGAGAAGGUGCCGGUGGACCUAACUAAGCUGUACCUGGCACGCUUCAGCAAGGAUGGGGAGUGGUACCGUGCAGCACCAAGAAGUGCAGUGGAUCCCAAUGGACAGGUCCUGAUGAUGUUUGUGGAUUUUGGCAACUCUGAGAAAGUACCACUCAGCAACAUAAGGGGUUUGCAGACUAUGAGUCCCCUCCUAGCAAAAGUCCCUCACCAGGCAUUGCCGUGCUGCCUGGACAAUGUCCCCAGCAACCCGGAGCUGAAGUGGACAACACAGGCAUGUCAGCGACUCCUGGACUUGGCUUCCCCAGACACUCCACUACUGCUUAAGGUGGUGAGUGAGGGCACUGCCUCCCGGCCUCCCUCGGUGCAGCUGUUCAAGAGGCUGCUUCCGCAGAAUGAGUUGGUGUCCAUCAAUGACACACUGAGCAUCGACACCAAGCUCUUUGGUAGUGAAGGUGACUCCAACAACAACAGUGUGGAGAAAGAGGUGGUUCUGUCUCAGGUCAGAUCACAACAGUCUUCCUGUGCCUCAGGUGCAAGUUCCCAGAGUUGUACCCCGUGCUCCCCAACAGUUGGACCAGACUCAUUUCCCCCAUGUUUUCCCUUGUCCCUCAAUGAUAUUCCUGAUGUUGGCUCCUUCUUUGAUGUCUUUGUCACCUACGCCGCCAAUCCAUACCACUUUGCAGUGCAACCGUGGAAGAUGGCCAAGAAGUUUGAAGAGUUGAGUGAAAGCAUGCAGAAUUAUUACCACAACAGUGCUAGCUUGAAGAAAGUGUCUGCCAUUACAGUUGGCCAAUACUGUGCACUCAAGCACACUGAUGAUAUCUGGUACAGAGCUCAAGUAGAAGUGGUGACAAAUUUGUCAGUGAUUGGCAUAUUUGUUGACUUUGGGGACCGUUUUGUCACAUCACUGGACAAAGUACAGCCCCUUAUACCAGCCUUCUGCACCUUGCCAUGCCUUGCCAUCAGGGCAGAGUUGUCCGGCAUCAAAGCAGCUAACAAAGACUGGAGCCCUGAGGAUGCAUGCAGAUUCAGAGAGCUGGUAGACCACAAGGACUUGGUAUCUGUGGUGCACAGCAAGAAUGUGAUCAACACCAACACUUUAUUCCUGUCACUGGUGCUCAUAGACACUUCUGACAAGACUGUCGACAACUACAUUAAUGACAUCCUUGUGGAGGAGCAGAGAGCUGUCGGUCUGUAGUUUGCCCCAGAGCAUCAAUAUUAACAAAUCUUCCAUGCCUUUUUAAGAUUUAGAUUAUCCUUGGGAUGGUGCUAGCUAGAGCCCUGAGCUUGAUGUGAUAGUCCUGCUAAAGCUCAGAAGGAAAUAGGAGAAUCAUAAAGAAUGGAGAAACUAUGGAAAUAUUUUUGUAUUCUUAGAAAGAGAUUUUCCUUGAGUCUGUCUUCUACUUACAUGGAAUAAAGUGGAUGCAAUGAGAAUUGGCUGACUGAAGGAUUGUAGUUGAUUUAUGUUUAAAGACUUUAAAGUUAACUUAUGUUUUUUUUACAAGUAAAGUGAAUGAGUUAUUCUUUUAACAUAGGGAGGGAGUCAUGGAGUUAAUGGCAGGUUAUUAUAGUAAAGGUUCUGAAUCUCAAGGUGGCUGUCAUUUACUAGUAGAUGCUAGGAACUGUGUGAGACAGUUUUAUUUCCUUGAUGAAAAUUACACAUUCACUUUACUUUAUUCAGCUAAUUAUGCAGUGGAGGGAAAUCAGCAUGUUGUUGUUGUUGUUGUUGUCACUGGUGGUGGAAUUGGUGGUGAUUACAAACUGGUUCCCUGAAACAGUCCUGCAUUCCAGCAAAUCUUUAAUAUUUGCUUCUAAGAGAUUUUUGUGAGUUUGGAUUGAUUGUCUCGUUUUGCUCAAUCUAUGAUUUCUUAAUUUAUUUAAACAAUCACUGCACUUAACAAAAAUUUACCAAGAAUUACAUACCAGCAGGGUUCCUCAAUUCCACCUCUAUGCAUUACUUUCUACAUUUUAUAUAUCCUACUCCAGCCAUUGUUCAAGUUAUAUUCCCAGAGCAGUUCCCACCUCAGUGCUAUAAAGUUGUGUGACGUUAAUUGUUCCUUGAGCACGAGGGCCCGGCAGACUGACUCCCAUGCCUGCCACAGCCAGGCGUGGGUGAGUGAGUGGCUGUGUGGCGUACGUGCUGUAGUGCCAAUGCCAGCGUGGGAUUCCUACUGCCUCUGCAUUUGCUUGAGCUUCAUGUGCUGGAAAGCCAUAACAAACAUGUUAACAUUUGAAUUAAAGGAAAAAAUGCAAUAACCACAAUAUAUAAAAAAAAUCCACAAAAAAUAGCAAAAUGGAGUUAUAAUGUUAAUCUCAAAAUAUUUCCACAUGAUAUAGAAUGCUUAACUUACCAUGUAUGUAUUGUAUACUAGUCAGUAUUGACCAAAUGUUCCCAGUAUAACACUUACACAAGCAAAGAGUAGUAGUCAGUUUCCUUAGUUCUAACAAUGUCUAGCGGAUCAUUUUUGUUUGGUAUGAUUGUCAAGAUUAUUUGCAGCAGUAUUACAAGGCAUUGUCUCAGGAUGGCUUUUAACUUUUUUUGGUUUAUGAAAACUUUUGCACUUGUUAAAGAGUAAACUUUUUAAAGGUUAAGAUAUGUUGUGCAUUGUUCUGAUCUGUGGACUAUGUCUUCCCCCAACUUGAGGCCGGCCCUUCUUCCCUGUGGUUGCUAUGAAUGGAAGACGUCUUCCAUUGUGGUUGGCAGCAAUGGUGGUGUUUUAUAAUGAAUUGCAGAAACCUAAACCACUAAUUGGUUUGUUUCCUCAGGAUCACAUUAUUUUCCAAAGCUCUAAUGAAAACUGAUUAUUUUUUUUGUGGAAUUUUAUUUUUGUCACAAUUUAUAUUUGUUUAAAGGAUGAACAGUCUUGUGUAUCUUAUUAAUAUCUGGAAUAUUUCAGAUAUAACUGUUGGAAAAUAAAAAAAAAAAAACUGUACUUGUUUCAUUGAUAUAAAUAGUAGAUUAAUAAAAUGAGUAUGAUGGCUGUAGUAAUACGAGGGAAUAAAGUGUUAGAAUGAGAA